UAAUUCGAGCAGUCAUGAUGCUUAGACGAAUCUUGGUCAGCCUAGCACCAAUCCUUUUGGCUUUCGUUUUCUUGGUCUUUGCCCAAGAGGAGGAAGCCGCCCCAGAACCCGAAGGUGAGGCAGAUCCGGCAGCUGGGGGUGAUGGAGGGGGAGGCGAAGGCGAAGGCGGAGGUGGAGGCGGAGGUGGAGGCGGAGGCGGAAAUGAGAGCGAUUCUAAUGGAGACGAAAUGUGGCUGAAAUGGAAUGACACGGGAAUGUCUGAAAAUGAUACCUCAUGGUUAGUAAAAUAUUGUCCCAGAGACUUAACCCCUGCUUUUGAGAAGUUUUGUCAGAUGCACUGCUGGUGGAAUGGCUGGCAGGGUGGUUUUUGUACUGACGAUGAUAUCUGCAUAUGUCAAUGGGAAGGUCUUAUGUUGGAUCCGGAAAUUACUGGAGUUAAAUCAGUAUCUAUACCACCAGGGGCAGGAGGCGCUGCUGAUGGAAAUAACACAGAAGCCGAACCUGGAAGUGGAGGUGAAGGAGAUCCUACUGAACCAACUGAAACUGAAGCUGAAGAUCCAGGAACGGAUGAGUGAUCACUAAGCCGUUAAUGUGUGCCAUUUGGGCCAGUGAUGUUUGUAUUCGAUAUUUUGACUUGGCAUUGGACUGGUAUUGAUAACAAAUCUACCCAUAUUUCUUCUAAAAUAUAAUCAAAAACUAAGUUCCACUAUAUUAUUCAUAUCAUUUUUUUAUUGAAUUGCCAAAUUUCGUUUGUUUAAUGUUUCAAUAUUGUAUGAAUGUUUUAUCAAUAUAUUCGUGAUUUUCGCAAAGCAAUUGAUCACUUUCUUUUUGUAUUAAUGAAAUGACAGUAUUAUCGAAAAAUGAAAAGGGGUAAACCAAAUAAUAAUCGUAUUUUGAA
Molecule: messenger RNA, 898 nt
Organism: Coccinella septempunctata (seven-spotted ladybird)
Lineage: Eukaryota; Metazoa; Arthropoda; Insecta; Coleoptera; Coccinellidae
Exons: 4
Coding region: 15-575 (186 amino acids)
Biological process (GO): defense response
Source: RefSeq, a predicted model, not a curated record